CCAUAGUACUAGAAUAAUGUAACCUUUUUUUUUCAAAAUGUGUAGUUAAACCAAAAAUCAAUCGCACACGUCGUUUUGGAAGAACUUGAAUUCGAACAAAUCUGAUAAACAUAGGAAAUCGGGUUUAAACCCGAUCCGACGUCAUGGUGCCCGACCUUUCAAACCUUUCUAAUCGCGAUUGUACAUGACAUAACCUAACCUAACCUAACCUAAGCCUAACUUAAUUAUUUUGAAUUCUAAUCAAAUUUGCAAUAAGAAAAAAAAAUUGCAUUAGACAUAAAUCUCCAUGUAUCGUAGAGUAUGACGAUAAUCAAAAAUUUGUAAACUUCAUUUACCCAAGGCCUUCUAAUGGAUGUGUCAAUAGUGAGCUCGUUGAACAAUUAUUUUAACGUAUUAUUCGAUGAAACAAUUUGGUACUUAAAAGAAGUAGCGUGGCAGCUAGUCAUUGCCGGCGUUGCUUACUUUUGCGUUUGCAUAUUUUUGUAUGUACUGUUGUUAAAUGUCAGUCAUAAGGCAUGGCAGCUGCCUGGACCACCUGCUAGAAUAUUGUUAGUUAUUGCUCAUCCGGAUGACGAAGUAAUGUUCUUUGGUCCAAUGCUACAUUGUAUGAUAGAACAGAAAAAUUCCGAGGUUUAUCUCCUGUGUUUAACUAUAGGAGGUGCUAAAAGGAGAAAAGAGGAGCUCUGGGCUAGUGCUAAAACCCUAGGAAUCCCAGAAGCUAAUGUUACCAUUUUAAUGUCUACACAGUUACCUGAUGAUCCAAAAGUUCUAUGGCCAGAAAAUGUAGUAGGGGAGACGAUUCUUCAACACGUUGAAAGUUACAGGAUAAAUGCGGUUAUUACAUUUGAUAAGCGAGGAGUCAGCGGACAUAAAAAUCACAUUUCAAUUUUCUAUGGAGUUGCGUCUCUAUGUAUAGAGAAUAAAUUGCCAUCAUAUUGCAAAAUGUAUGUACUAGAAUCUGUAAAUAUAUUACGAAAAUAUACUCUAAUAUUGGAUUUACCAAUCAGCCUGCUAUUUGCAUCUCAUUGGUAUCUACUCAGCUUUAAACAACAGAAAAUUAUACAAAUGGCCAUGAUGGCUCAUAAAUCCCAAUACGUUUGGUUCAGAAAACUGUAUAUCAGAUUUUCUCGAUAUACACUGUUAAACACCCUUCAAGAAAUCAGCACACUGGACUUGGAGCUGGAUGUUGAGUUUGAUGACGGAUAAGCUUGCUUGAAGAGAAAAGAAUAGAACGAUAAAUAACAUGUUGUACAUAGAUAAUAAAAUUUGUUUAAUAUU
This is a messenger RNA of Diprion similis, 1278 nucleotides long. It is a transcript of the gene PIG-L, whose product is annotated as N-acetylglucosaminyl-phosphatidylinositol de-N-acetylase. The record is from RefSeq and is a predicted model, not a curated record. The coding region runs from base 349 to 1206 and encodes 285 amino acids. The transcript has 5 exons. Gene Ontology annotation, cellular component: endoplasmic reticulum. Gene Ontology annotation, biological process: GPI anchor biosynthetic process. Gene Ontology annotation, molecular function: N-acetylglucosaminylphosphatidylinositol deacetylase activity. Lineage: Eukaryota; Metazoa; Arthropoda; Insecta; Hymenoptera; Diprionidae.